AUGGGGUUCAACUACGACGAUGUGUCCGAUUGCUCCGACAUCAGCUCAUUAGCGUCCAACUCCCCGCGUUCAUCGCCCGCGCCCGAAAGUCGGUAUCCCUCCCCGUCAUCCCAACUGGAGGCCGAGUUUGAGCAGUCGGCCGCUGAGAGUUCUUCUGCACGCCAAGCCCGUCCCGCAAAGAGGAGACGCAACCCACUCCCCAAGGAACGAACCACUCAAUAUCUCGAUCUCUCCAAAUCCUUGCACGAACAAUGUGACCAACACCACCUACUGGUCCAAACUCUCCGCCAUCAAAAAGAUGUCGUCGUCAUCGCAGGCGCCGGAAUUUCGACCGCCGCGGGCAUUCCGGAUUUCCGCUCGGGAGAUGGCCUCUUCCGGUCAUUGCAAAAGAAACACAACCUCAAAGCAUCCGGCAAGCUGCUCUUUGAUGCGGCCGUCUACCAGGAUGACGCUUUGACCGCCCCUUUCCACGAAAUGGUCCGUUCGCUGUCCGAGGAUGCGCAAAAGACCAAGCCCACCGCCUUUCACCGAAUGCUGGCCCGAUUGGGAACGGAGGGUCGUCUGAAGCGACUCUACACCCAGAACAUCGACGGGAUCGAGACCCAGAUGAAACCCUUGGCCACUGACGUUCCUCUGAAUAUCAAGGGCAACUGGCCCGUCACCAUUCAAUUGCAUGGCAGCAUCGAGAAGAUGGUUUGCCAAAAGUGUCGCUUCCUAACUGACUUCAACCGUGAUAUGUUCACCGAGGCCGAUCCCCCUGCCUGUGAGGAGUGUGCGAUCAACGACGAAACGCGCCAGAUCGGGGGUCUCCGCAGUCAUGGAAUCGGACGCAUGCGCCCGCGCAUUGUUCUUUACAACGAGCACAACCCCGACGAGGAGGCCAUCACCUCCGUCAUGAACGCCGACAUCAAAUCCCGCCCCCGUGUCUUGAUCGUUGCCGGAACCAGUCUGAAGAUUCCCGGCGUGCGUCGCCUCGUGAAGAGCAUGUGUGCAAUCAUUCGCGGUCGCAGGGACGGAGUCACCAUGUUCGUCAACAAUGAACCCCCAAGCGGCAAGGAAUUCGACGACUGCUUCGACCUGAUUGUUCAAGGAUCCUGCGAUGAAGUAGCCAACCAAGCGAACCUGAAGUGCUGGGAGUCCAGCGACAGCGAGCUUUGCGAGUACGAGUCCUCGCCCGAGCCCAUGCCCCAGCUCGCCAGUACCCUCAAGACCCACACGCGCCCUACUUCCAAUGUUGCGGUGGUCAUCACGCCCUCCAAGAAACGCACCCGCGACGUCACCGGUCUCCUGUCGCCAUCUUCUGGUCCAGACGAGCAGCCCGCGAAGAAACGCGCCACGAAAGCGAUCAACCCCAAGGCAACCAACAAUCCAGCCAGCAGAGGUCGCUCCAUCGGGGAGCUUCUCAAGAACCAACCCAAGGCUGCGUCGAAGACGUCUAGCGCACCCAAGUCCGCACCCAAAUCCGCACCCAAGUCCGCGCCCAAGCCCGCCGCCAAAUCUACCGCCAAAGCUGCUGCGAAGAAGCCCGCCGCUACCACUGCUGCCGCGAAGCGUGGCAAGAAGGCACCCGCUCCUGUCAAACCCAACACCACCAUCACUGCAUUCAAGAAUACCCGUGUCACCAAAAACUCCCUCGCCGCAGCUACUUCCGACUCCAAGCUUUCCGCCAAGAUCAUGUGUCCUGUCCUUCCCGGAGAUCCCAAGAACAAUGGGACUUUGGAUAUUCCCGCGAUCGACUCCGAGGGCAAGCCGGGCAAGACAGAUAUCAACAUCCACUCCAUUGCUUCAAUUGUCUCUUCAUAA
Messenger RNA from Penicillium olsonii, 1803 nucleotides. The record is from the annotation of a GenBank genome assembly. Lineage: Eukaryota; Fungi; Ascomycota; Eurotiomycetes; Eurotiales; Aspergillaceae.